Leptosia nina is the source of this 1134-nucleotide messenger RNA. Lineage: Eukaryota; Metazoa; Arthropoda; Insecta; Lepidoptera; Pieridae. The record is from the annotation of a GenBank genome assembly.
AUGAUCUUAUCAGAUUCAAAUCUAUUACAAUCUGACUACAUAGAUGGCAAAUAUCACAAGACCCGAUUGAUAACAAAUUUGGUUAUUGAAAGAAUUCGUGAAAUAAAGGAUAAAAUGGUCAAGGCUAGAAAAUAUGUCGUAAAAAGACAUUUCCAAGGGGUCCCAAAACGUGAUGACUUUGAAAUCGUAGAAUAUGAACUCCCUCCACUGAAGGAUGGUAACUUUACUGUCAAAUCCGAAUGGAUAAGUGUUGACCCUUACAUUCGCGCCUACAACCCCAACAUACCCACUCCAUAUGAUCAAUUCAGUUUCCAAUUGGGUAAAGUCGUGGAAUCCAAAAACCCUGACUUCCCCGUCGGAUGCAAAGUAGUUAGUCACAAGGGUUGGUGUGACUACACCGUGUUCGACGAUCUCGUUGAAGUUGAAAUUGGGUUCGCUAGUGUAUAUAAGCUUCCUGACUUACAUGGCCUUCCUGAGGAACUAGCUGUGGGUGCAUUAGGUAUGCCAGGAGUUACUGCUUACUUCGGUCUUCUAGAAAUAUGUCAACCUAAAGCGGGAGAAACGGUAGUAGUCACCGGCGCAGCUGGAGCAGUAGGUUCAAUCGUAGGACAGAUCGCGAAAAUUAAGGGAUGCAGAGUUAUCGGGUUUGCCGGCUCCGAUGACAAAGUUGAAUGGCUUGAGAAAGAACUCGGAUUCGAUAAAGCCAUCAACUACAAGACGGCAGAUGUUCGCAAAGCAUUGAAAGAAGCUGCACCGAACGGCGUGGACUGCUACUUCGACAACGUAGGAGGAGAGUUAACUGCUGUCAUCUAUAGUCAAAUGAAUAAGUUUGGCAGAGUAUCUCUGUGCGGUUGCAUCAGCUCUUACAAUGACGACCCCUCAAAGAUGACAAAGACGACUACGCUCCUGCCUUCAAUUUUGUUUAAUCAGCUGAAAAUUGAAGGUUUUAUCGUUUCGAGAUGGGCUUCACCCGAAAAUAGGUGGCCAGAAGCGAUAUCGCAACUGGCGCAGUGGAUUAAGAGUGGUAAUAUAAAGACGAGAAGCCAUGUCACUGAAGGAUUUGAUAAGAUAUACGAUGCAUUUAUCGGGAUGCUCGCAGGGGAAAAUAAGGGAAAAGCUGUUGUGAAAGUCUAA